AUGGCUUCGUUGGACAAUGGGAAUCUGGAAUUCGAGAACCCCUCCUUCUCCCUCCCCGCCUUCGGGUGCUUCUUCACUGACAGUGCAGCGGCUGCCGCUGGGUACUACCAGAGUCCUCAAGCACUCGCAGGCGAGAAGUAUGCGCGGGAAACACUUGAGAGCGAAACAUUAGAGAACGAAUCGCUUGAGCAGCAGACGCAUGAGGAGAGGCAGAGGCAUGAGAAGCUCGAGAGGGAGACGCACGCGAGGGAGAGGCGCGAGAGGGAGACGCAUGAAAGGGAGACGCAUGAAAGGGAGACGCGUGAAAGGGAGAGUCGGUCAUCAAUGUCGAACAAGAAGAGCCGUCUGAGACAGCAGUCAGCCAUUCUGCAACGACGAGGACGCAAUGCAGAAGCCGCUCGAGACCUCCCUCCUCCUGCCACUGCUGCAACUGCCAACACGGCUGCCACUGCCGGCACUCAGGGCGGGUAUGGCAGUCUAAGUGGUGCUGUCCCUCCAGCGACUGAGGGGAAGGCAGCAACAAGGCAGCGGGGAGGCGGCGUGAGCAGCCAGAGGAGCUCCAUCUACCGCGGAGUGACAAGGCACCGCUGGACUGGACGCUAUGAGGCUCACCUGUGGGAUAACUCGUGCCCCAAGGAGGGCACCAACAAGAGAGGCCGCCAAGUCUACUUGGGAGGGUACGACGAUGAUGAAACGGCUGCCAGGGCGUACGACCUUGCUGCUCUCAAGUACUGGGGUCCCACCGCUGCCACCAACUUCCCUGUACGUCGACAUGACUGGCAUCAUCAGCAUGGGCGGUGGGAGGCGCGGAUAGGGCGAGUGAUGGGCAACAAGUACCUCUACCUGGGGACCUUCGCCACGCAGGAGGAGGCAGCAGAGGCAUACGACAUAGCCGCAGUGAAGUACCGAGGGCUCAAUGCGGUUACCAACUUUGACCUCAGCCGUUACAUCGAUGGGCUCAGCUCUCAAGCGGACGACCCUCAACUAGCGGAGGAACCAGUGAAGGCGGAUUCUGCAGUGCAGCAGGCGAUCUCGGACCCGGUUCCACAGUUCCUCCCAUUCCAAAGCGACCAUGCAGCUGUGUGCUUCACUCAAACAGCAUCAGUUGACCUGAGCGCUCCCCUGCCCCUGCCCCUGCAUUCAUCGCACAUGCUGUCAGCAGGCACGCCAAACAUGAACCAGGAGGCGGAGGACGAGCGCGCGUACGAGCCGGAGGAGCAGAUCGACGUGUCGCGCUACAGCCUGCCGUUACAGACGCCGGGCGGCAAAGAGGACACCCGUCGCUUCUCGUACCCCUUUCCAUGCAACCACCCGCUACACCCCAUCCCCCAUACAGACACGUUUCGGUUCUCGUGGCGGCGCUUCUGCGUGUUCGUGGGGCCAGGCUUCCUCAUGAGCAUCGCGUAUCUGGAUCCAGGCAACCUCGAGAGCGACCUGCAGGCGAGCCCCUCACAGCGGGAUACAGAUGGUAAAGGAGGGCAGUGGGGCGGCUUCCUCAUGAGCAUCGCGUACCUGGACCCAGGCAACCUCGAGAGCAACCUGCAGGCAGGUGCACAGACGGGGUAUGCGCUGCUCUGGAUCCUCUUCUGGUCCACCGCACUCGGCCUGCUGCUGCAGGCCAUAGCAGCACGAGUGGGCGUGGUGACGGGGUGCCAUCUAGCGGAGCUGUGCCGAAUGGAGUACUCCCCCCCCGUGCGCUGGGUGCUCACAUGCAUGCUGUGGGGCAUGACGGAGGUGGCCAUAGUGGGGGCGGACAUCCAAGAAGUCAUCGGCUGCGCCAUUGCCCUGCGCAUCCUCAGCAGGGGAGCCAUUCCCAUCUGGGCGGGCGUGCUUAUAACGGGGCUAGACAGCUUCUUGCUCCUUUUCCUGGAGAACUUUGGCAUUCGCAAGCUGGAGGCGCUCUUUGGUCUCUUCAUUGCUGUCAUGGCUGCCUCCUUCGCCCGCAUGUUCCUGGAAGCUGCGCCUGAUGCGGGAGCCAUUGCACAUGGCCUGCUAGUGCCCUCCAUCCCCCGCGGGGCCACGAGCAUGGCAGUGAGCAUACUAGGCGCGGUCAUCAUGCCGCACAACAUCUUCCUGCACUCCGCCCUCGUGCAAUCGCGAGCCAUCGACCGCCACUCCCCACCACGCGUGGCAGAGGCGCUGCUCUACUUCACGCUCGAAUCCGCCCUCGCCCUGCUGCUCUCGUUCCCCGUCAACCUCUGUGUUGUCUCCGUCUUUGCUCGCCUCUUCUAUGGGCAGCCAGGAGCAGUUGAUAUCGGGCUGGACAACGCUGCUGAGUACCUGCAACAAGCCUUUGGCUCGUCCACCUUCCCAGUGGUGUUAAUCUGGGCGGCCGGGCUGCUAGCAGCAGGGCAAUCAUCCACCGUGACGGGCACAUGCACGGGGCAGUUCGUCAUGUCGGGCUUCCUCGACCUGCACGUGCGCAAGUGGGUGCGCGGGUGCGCCACCCGCACCGUCGCCAUUGUGCCCACCAUCGCCGUCGCUCUGCUAUACACCACUCCGGCUUCACACGCACCGCAUGCACCACCGCAGCUGUCACCACCAUUGGCAGCACUGUCUGUGCAAGUGACAGGGGGAGCGGGUAAAGUAGAAGGGACAGCAACUGCAGCAGCAGCAGGAAGAUUGCUGAAAGAAGUGCUCUUCACUCCUCCCCUUCCAACCUCCUCCUUGGCCUCUGUCUUUCCCCCUUUCAUCAACACCUCCCUUCCUGCCUCCGCUUUCUCCUCCUCACCUCUCUCCUCGAGCCUAUCACUGCAACUUUCAACGUCUCUCCCCACCUCAUUUCCUUCCUCACUCGCAUCCCCCGCACUGACGGCACCCCCCAUGCUAGCCCUCUCCUCACUGGACGUGCUGAACCAGUGGCUCAACGUGCUGCAGUCCGUGCAGCUGCCCUUUGCCGUCAUCCCACUCCUAGCCAUCGCAUCAUCCUCGCAUGUCAUGGGGCGAUACGCCAUCAAGGGGGGCGUCAAGUUGCUCAACGUGCCGCAGUCCAUGCAAUUGCCCUUUGCUGUCAUCCCCCUGCUGGCCAUCGCAUCGUCAACACAUGUCAUGGGGCGAUAUGACAUCAAGGGAGCAGUCAAGGUGCUGGCCUGGUGCUAG
This is a messenger RNA of Closterium sp. Naga37s-1, 3099 nucleotides long. The record is from the annotation of a GenBank genome assembly. Lineage: Eukaryota; Viridiplantae; Streptophyta; Zygnematophyceae; Desmidiales; Closteriaceae.